AUGAAUGAAGUUCCUCAUGUCUUCAUGGAAGUUCUAUGGCUUCAUGUUACCAUGGGCUUGGCGGCCGCAGUCGCUGUUGGCCUGAGAUUCUAUGCGCGAAAAUUGACUAAAGCAAAAUUGCAGUGGGAUGAUUGGAUUAUCGUUGCUGCGGUUCUGUUUGUUUGGGGUGAUGCUAUUUGUACAAUUAUAGAAUACCGACCAUAUAUCAGAAGAGUACCCAAGGCACAACUGCCUAUCAAAGAUCAGACGGAAUUGAUGGUGGUAUCAUUCAUAUCAAUCGUCUUCACCGUCUUCGCGGAAGUCGUCACACGAUUUAGCGUAAUAUAUCUCUACUACCGACUCUUUUCCGUCAAGCGAUGGCUUCAUUAUAGUCUCAUCGCCGAUGGAGUAAUUUCCAUCAUCUGGCUCUUUGCCGUCAUAUUCGCGUCUGCAUUGGAAUGUAAACCCAUCAAGGCGAAUUUCGAUGCAUCGAUCAAGGGAAAAUGUUUAAAUACUCAGUCUGGUUUCUUCAUUUCCGAACUGCUCAAUAUGCUUCUUGAUCUUGCUUUGAUCGCGAUGCCCAUUCCGAUUAUUUUGAAACUCAAGUUACCAUUGCGAGAAAGAGUCGCUAUUGCGGGUAUAUUUAUGACUGGUGGAUUGCAAGUCCUUUCUCGGCUCUUAGUUAUUCAAUCAACUAACUGGAAAUCCAGUACCAUCGUUACUAGCGUCCUCCGAUUAGUCAAAGGAUACAACCCCGACGGAGACACCUCAAUAACCGGACUCUCCCACCUCUCCAUCUGGACCGGCCUCCACCUCGGCUUCGCCAUAAUCUGCGCCUGCCUCCCCGUCUUCCGCGUCUACAUUCCCCGCAACGGUCUCUUCAGCUCCAAAAUGCGUCUAGUAUAUACUGCUGUCAGCGGAUGGGUCGGACGCAGCAGCUCGCAUAAUAAAUCGACAGCGUCUCUCCCGAAAUAUAUGCGGAAACCUAGUGAUUCUUCGGAUAAUAAUAAGGAUUCGCAGGAAUUUAGAUAUGCGCAUGCGACGCCACAAGUAGCGAGGAAACGUCCGGUGGUAGAUGAGAUUUUGUUGACGACGGUGUGUAGUGUGGAGGAUCGGGGGGUGGGGGGGAGCGCUGUAUAG
This is a messenger RNA of Sclerotinia borealis F-4128, 1119 nucleotides long. NCBI's taxonomy places the organism in Eukaryota, Fungi, Ascomycota, Leotiomycetes, Helotiales, Sclerotiniaceae. The record is from the annotation of a GenBank genome assembly.